UUGUUCUGUGUCGUGGUUGUGUUUCGGGCUGCAGACCGACUUCAUAUUCCACAGACGGGCCUGAAAGCUUGUGGCUUUGUGUUUCUAAAAGCGGCUGAGGUUUGUUUGUGCGGAGGAAGGACGUCGUUUCCUGCAGGAAAAAGCAAUGGCUGAGCUAUAAUUAUCCCCAAACGCGCGCGUGAGUGUGUUGUCUUUUCUUCCGAUCUCACAGGGACGGUGAGGCUGCGUGCUGUGUGCAAACAUGGAGGAACGGUGUUGAAAAGAGAAGUUUUUGAACAAAGAUACAGUCUGUGGACACGUGCACUCUGAGCUCUGUGGCUUUCAUUCAGUCAAAUCCACAGUGGUUUUAUAUCAUAUAUGCGUUUGGGAUCGUCCACACUCUUCUGUUCUGCACGCUUCCUGCUGUUGAAGGUUCGGUCAGACUCCGUUGUGCAGGUCUUCAGCAGUGAUGGACGACAUUAACGUGGAGCAGCAGGAGCCACUUCCUGUGGACAGAGAUGGGAGACAGUGGGGGACUGAAGAAGACCAGCCUGACGGCGGCAAGAAGCCAGGAUGCUGUGAGAGGUUCCAGCAGACCGUCUCAAAGUGGAUGCUUCCAGAAGACCUGCGUAGCAAGUACCUGGGCCGUACCAACUGCUGUCCCCCGCCCAUCUUCAUCAUCCUCAUCAGUAUCGCAGAGCUGGCAGUGUUUAUCUACUACGCUGUGUGGAAGCCUCAGAAACAGUGGGUGACCCUGGAGCAAGGCAUCUGGAAAAGCCCCUUAACCUACAAACCUGAGAGAAGAGAGGAAGCAUGGCGAUUCGUCUCCUACAUGUUUGUCCACGCUGGUGUGGAGCACAUUGUUGGUAACCUGCUGAUGCAGCUGCUGCUGGGAAUCCCACUGGAACUGGUCCAUAAAGGGUUUGAAGUGGGAAUGGUUUACCUUGCCGGCGUCCUGGCUGGCUCUUUGGCCAGCUCCAUCUUUGAUCCCCGCAGUGCGUUGGUGGGAGCGUCUGGAGGCGUUUACGCCCUCAUAGGAGGCUAUUUUAUGAACGCGAUAGUGAAUUUCCGAGAGAUGAUUCCUCUCCUGGGAGUGUUCCGUAUCCUCGUCAUAGUCAUAAUCGUGGGCACAGAUUUUGGAUUUGCCUUCUACAGAAGAUUUGCGGCCAGUGAAGAGGGUUUACAGGUGUCCUUUGUGGCUCACUUUGGUGGAAUUGUGGCGGGGAUGACCAUCGGCUACGUCUUUUUCAGUGCCUACAACAAGAAGCUACUCAAGGACCCACGUUUCUGGCUGUGUAUAGUGGCGUAUGUGAUCUUUGUUCUGUUCGCCGUGCUCUUCAAUAUCUUUCUCUCACCGGCUCCGUAAAAAGCAAAGAGCCUCAGCUUUUAAGUUAUGAGGAACCUCCUCAAUAUGAGUCAUUAAGGAAGUUAUAUUUUACUCAUGUGUUUAAAGCAAAGUAGCUUUUCAGAGAUUCUGAAUGUAGUUUGUUCUUUUAUUUAAGUGAAAGGGCACCCCCUGCUGUUUAUGUGCAGCAUCACACCCUAUGUGCAUGUUUUUUUAAAUUUUAUUUCAGAUAAUGUUAAUAAUGUGCCUUAACUGAUUUUUAUAUCAUGAUGUAAUGUUCUUCUCUUGCCUUUUGUGUGUGUGUGUGUUUUUUAACUCACUUGGUCCUAGUUCAUGUUAUUUUUCUUUAGUGUGAAAUGUCCACUUUGUUUUAUGAGAGAAAAUUACUGUCCAUGUUGUUACUCAUGUGCUGUGGAUUUUCAGUAUUCCUUAAACACGUGCCUUAUACAUGGUGCAGACUGUCAUCACAUCAAACAUCUGUUCAGACAUGUAUCGGUCAGCACUAACAUGAAGAGUUUACUCAGAAGUCUCAGGGAUGAAUCUCCAAAAACAUGCCGGUAUUGCCCUUUUCUGCUGUUACUGUAAGAAGUGAUCUACCAUCAGGACUUUGCUUCAUGCCGUUAUUGUUUUAGUCGCGUCCUGUUGACAAGUUACAUGAUGAUGAGUCAUAAAACUGUAUAAGUUUUUCUUUAAUACUUGGAAAUAUAAACUUUUAAAAGCUUUGAACAAUAAACAUUCAAUUCUG
Molecule: messenger RNA, 2069 nt
Organism: Solea solea (common sole)
Lineage: Eukaryota; Metazoa; Chordata; Actinopteri; Pleuronectiformes; Soleidae
Gene: rhbdl2
Product: rhomboid, veinlet-like 2 (Drosophila)
Exons: 8
Coding region: 449-1345 (298 amino acids)
Cellular component (GO): membrane
Molecular function (GO): serine-type endopeptidase activity
Source: RefSeq, a predicted model, not a curated record